CAACUUGUAUUUCUGAUCGCAAUAUCCGUCCCAUAACCACCGGAUUGCCUUGCAUAUAGCUAGCACCCACAGCAAGACAUCUCGUCAUUAUGAGCUUCAAGCAUAACACGGCCAAAGUAUCGACGGGCAUCGAUGUUCACUACGUCGAAGCUGGCGACCCAAGCGACCCUUGCGUCAUCUUGAUUCACGGCUACCCGCAGACAUGGUACAUGUACCGUCACGUCAUCGCCGACAUGGCCAAAGCCGGCUACCACAUCAUCGCCCCAGACUACCGAGGAGCCGGGCAGACGUCCUUGUCCCCUACACAAGACUCCAAGGAAGAUACCGGGUACGACAAGUUCUCCAUGGCCGCGGACUUGCACGCCUUGUACAAAGAGGUAUUGGGGGUGGACAAGGCGUUCAUCGUCGGGAUCGAUAUCGGGAGUAUGGUAGCUACGGCUCUGGCCUUGAAGUAUAGGGAGGACGUGAUCGGGUUGUUCGCUUCAGAAUGCCCUCAACCUGGGACCAAGGCGUAUGAAAUCUCCACCACCUCAGACGUCUGGAAGUACGAGAGGGUGUAUCAUUUCUUCUUCCAUACCGCGCCUGACCUACCGGAAGCGUUGACAGAGGGCAAAGAGGGGUUGUAUAUCAAGAGCUUUUACGAUCGAUUGACGAGCAAACCCGACUUCCUCACCCCCUCCGACCAAGCCGAAUACACCUCAGCCUUUUCCGCUCCAGGCCGGAUGAAGGCGGGUUUCGAAGUCUAUCGAGCGUUCCGGCGAGACUGCGUAGAUGUCAAGCGGGAGAUUGGGGAGAAGGGCAAGUUGAGCAAGGAAGUACCCGUUUUGGCUUCUGGUGGAGAAAAGAGCCCUUUGAGCGAGCUCGCUCAUGGGAUGAUGCAAGAGUUGGCGGAGAAUGUCACUUUCGAACUCGUCCCCGAUAGUAUGCACUGGAUCCCAGAGGAGAAUCCUGAAGGGUUCGUCGAGUUGCUAACCAGGUGGAUGGGUCGAGUUCGGGAAGAACAGAAGUAGCUGGCAUCACUCGCAAACAAACACGUUGU
Molecule: messenger RNA, 1039 nt
Organism: Filobasidium floriforme
Lineage: Eukaryota; Fungi; Basidiomycota; Tremellomycetes; Filobasidiales; Filobasidiaceae
Product: alpha/beta hydrolase fold protein-like protein
Exons: 6
Coding region: 90-1010 (306 amino acids)
Molecular function (GO): hydrolase activity
Source: RefSeq, a predicted model, not a curated record